This is a messenger RNA of Paramuricea clavata, 2540 nucleotides long. The record is from the annotation of a GenBank genome assembly. Lineage: Eukaryota; Metazoa; Cnidaria; Anthozoa; Malacalcyonacea; Plexauridae.
UGCAAAGCGAAACCAAAGCGAAGUCGGAAGUGUUUCAAAAACUUCAUCUCUUGCUCUGAAUUUAUUUGCUUGACAAUGUAAUAUAAUAAAUCAGAUAGUGAAUGAUCGUUGCAGGUAUCUAUUUGUACAAUACAAAUAGCAGAAUAAUGUGUUGUAACUGUAAGCUGUAAAGGAUGUCUUGCUGCCCAACAGAAGAAAAGUAUGGCUAUGAAGGCUGUCGAUUUGAAAGCGAUGUCGACGAAAAUUUUCACUGUUCUAUAUGCUAUAAUGUUCUCAAAGAACCACGGAUGUGUACAAAGAAUGAACACGUGUUUUGUCUUGCCUGUAUCACUCAAUAUCUGAAUGUAAACUCUCAAACUUGCCCGGAAUGUAGCGAACAUUUGAGUGCAGAUACGCUUCGUCGAGCACCGCGUGCAUUGAAUAAUUAUUUAUUUAAACUAAGGAUAAAUUGCGAUUAUGCCAAUCGAGGAUGUCCACAGUUUACCUGUGUCGAGGAACUAAAAAAUCAUGUCGCGAAUUGCGGGUUUUCCCCUGUGUUGUGUUCAAAAGAGGAAUGCAGUAUGGUAAUUGAUAAGAAAGAUAUAAUCCACCACGAGACUGUGCUUUGUGAAUAUAGAAAAUUCAAGUAUUAUGGCUGUGAACAAACGCAGGAAGAUGUGAAAGCAAUGAAGAGAAGUUUAUUGGAAUUGGACGGGGAAGUAAAAGCAGCUAAACAGACAAAGUUAGAGAACAACCAUGUUGACAUGGAAAAGUUCUUGGGAAAAUUGGAAGGAAGUUUAGUGGAACUGGAUGGCAAAGUGGAAGUAGCAAAUGAAAAGAUAGAGAACAAUAAUCUUGAAAUGAAACAGAUCGUUGGAAGAUUGGAAGGACGUUUAGUGGAACUGGAUGGUAAAGUGGAAGCAGCUAAUCAAAAGACAGAGAACAAUAAUCUUGAAAUGGAAAAGAUUGUAAGAAGAUUGGAGGAAAGUUUAAUCGAACUGGAUGGGAAAGUGGAAACAAUGAAUAAAAGGCACGAUGAAAUUAAACAAGAAGUAAAGAAAGAAGUCGGGGAAGUUAGGAAAGAAGUAAGAGACGUGAAAGAAAAUCUUUGCAAAAUGGACAAAGACGUGGACGAAGUCAAAGUGAUGGUGAGUCAAAUGUUGGAAAAGAUAAAUGUGCUCGAACGGAUGAACAAACUGCCCUCUCCGACAGAUGAAUUGUUGAAUAACCUAAAAGAAGACAUUUUAGUUGCAGGUGGAUAUUGUCUUUCGGUUAAAACUGGCAAAAGUACUGAAAUUUAUUCCUGGGAGAAAAACGGUUGGUUUGAAGCGGCACGAAUGAAUGAUGAGCACAUUGGAGCUUCAUUAAUUAGUUAUAAAGAUAAGUUAUUUGUCUUUGGAGGAGACGGUAGUAAGAAGAUAGAGACCAUGGAUCUCAAUGAAUUACCUUUGAAAUGGAAUAAGUUUUGUGGAGAACUUCCUUACAAGUGUGAUGAUCAUCAAACUGUCGUUUACCAACAGCGUGUCAUUCACAUUGGUGGAUAUAUCUCUGGCAAAUCGAGAAGGUCCAACGUGAUUAGUGAAUUGGAACUUACCUCACCUUGCACAAUGAAAGACUUGUGCCAAAUGCCUGAGCCAAGAGAUUGUCAUGGCGCUGAAAUACUCGAAGAUAAACUCUUGAUCCUGGGAGGACAAAAAUCUCCCUAUUGUAAACACGCUAUGGACAGUGUAUUGGAGUUUGAUGCGACGAAGAAUAAAUGUAAGGAAUUGUCGCCAUUACCACAUCCUUUGACGGAACUGGCAACGGUUCGCUGGCGAGAUCAAGUAAUUGUGCUUGGUGGUCGUGAUAAGAAUGGUCAAGUUCUUAAUGAUGUUUUCAUGUAUGACUGCAAGACGGGCAAGAUCACCGUCUUACCAUUCAUGCUGGAGAAGAGAUAUGAAUGCUGUUCAGUUAUCACUGGAAAUACAAUUGUAGUCAUGGGAGGUAUCAAUGAAGAAGAUGAAUAUCUCAAUUCAGUGGAGUGUUUUACAAUGGGAGGUUCUACAUGGGAAUAUCUUCCUGCCAUGAAUAAAGCCAGGUACAGAGCAGUUGCUGACGUUUUACCUUCCACAAGAAAAUAUGUGUAAGUUUGACAUUUAGACUUUACGAUAAGACGUUUAAUAAGCCUGGUUGACACUAGCAAUUCUGUCGGCGAUUUUUCUCCUGGCAAAUGUAAUCGAAAGAAUGACAUCAGAAGAUUUAGAAUUGUUUACUUCUGAAAAGCGACUCUAUACUUUUGUGUGCGAAUGCACUCAUUUGGGUCCGUCAGAAACACAAAAUCGCCAAUAAAACUGCUAGUGUGAACCAAGCUUUAAUCAUCAGUAAUAUUGGGGAUCUCAAGUUUUCCUGUUUCUGCAAGGAAGAAAUUACUGCAACUUGCAAAAUGGGAAAGUUUAUUGCAAAGCAUUUCCAUUAAAAUGUUUUAUGCAUGAUGUCUUAUUUUUUUUUGACGUAUUUGUAAGCAAUUUCAAUUAUAAAACAUCAUUGAAAUAAAAUUUGUUGCAAGUUCCCGCAAAGUGUCG